This is a messenger RNA of Octodon degus (degu), 1837 nucleotides long. RefSeq names its product phospholipase A1 member A (gene Pla1a). Lineage: Eukaryota; Metazoa; Chordata; Mammalia; Rodentia; Octodontidae. Bases 132 to 1502 code for a protein of 456 amino acids. Gene Ontology annotation, biological process: lipid metabolic process. Gene Ontology annotation, molecular function: carboxylic ester hydrolase activity; lipase activity. The transcript has 11 exons. The record is from RefSeq and is a predicted model, not a curated record.
UCUUUUAUAGGCUAUGAGGCCAGUUAAUGAUUAGUGAGUUCCCAGGGGCAGUUUGUUGACAGGCUGGAGUGUGUGAUCUCUCUGGCUGUAGAGGUCUGCUACACAACCACCCUCAGACCUCCGGCUCAGCGAUGCCCUGGAGCCUCUGCGAGAGAAGCUUCUGGCUGUGGGGGGCCCUUCUGUGGCUCGGCACCCGAACUGCAGGAGAUGCACCUUCUACCUCCCAGUCAACAUGCACUGACUUCCAGAGUGCCAACCUCCUCCGAGGUACCAGCCUGAGAGUCCAGUAUCUCCUCUUUGUGCCUUCAGAUCCAGGCUGUGGGCAGCUACUGGAAGAAAGCAGUGACAUCCAAAACUCUGGAUUCAAUGCCACUCUAGGAACCAAGUUAAUUAUUCAUGGAUUCAGAGCAUUAGGAACAAAGCCUUCCUGGAUUGAUGCAUUUAUUAGAGCCCUUCUACGGGCAGCAGAUGCUAAUGUCAUUGCUGUGGACUGGGUUCAUGGAUCUACAGGUGUCUACUUCUCAGCUGUGGAUAAUGUGGUCAAGCUGAGCCUCAAGAUCUCCCGUUUCCUCGAUAAACUCCUGGAGCUGGGUGUGUCACAGUCCUCAAUCCACAUCCUUGGUGUCAGCCUAGGAGCCCAUGUUGGGGGCAUGGUGGGACAGUUCUAUGAAGGCCAACUGGGACGGAUCACAGGCCUAGACCCCGCGGGACCAGAGUACACCCGGGCCAGCCUGGAGGAGCGCUUGGAUCCUGGAGACGCCCUCUUUGUGGAAGCCAUCCAUACAGACACUGACAAUUUGGGUAUUCGGAUUCCAGUCGGACACGUGGACUACUUUGUCAACGGAGGCCAAGACCAACCGGGCUGUCCCCUGUUUAUUUAUGCAGGUUACAGCUAUCUGAUCUGUGAUCACAUGAGGGCCGUCCACCUCUACAUCAGUGCCCUGGAGAAUUCCUGUCCCUUGGUGGCCUUUCCCUGUGCCAACUACAAGGCCUUUCUGGCUGGACACUGUCUGGAUUGCUUUAACCCUUUUAUGCUUUCCUGCCCAAGGAUAGGACUGGUGGAACAAGGUGGUGUUAAAAUAGAGCCGCUUCCCAAGGAAGUAAGAGUCUACCUGCAGACCACUUCCAAGGCCCCAUACUGUGUGCAUCACAGCCUUGUGGAGUUUCAUCUACAGAAGCCCAGAACAAAAGACACCAGUAUUGAGAUUGACUUUGUGAGCAGUAACGCCACCUCCUCGGUCAAGAUCACCAUAGCUAGACAACAACUCCAGGGGAAAGCAGUCAUCGCCCACCCCAACCCACCAUGCCAGAUAAACCAAGUGAAAUUCAAGCUUCAGGCUUCCUGUCAAGUUUGGAGAAGAGACAGGACUACCAUUGCUGGGAAGUUCUGCACAGCCCCUCUGCCUGUCAAUGACAACCAAAAGACAGUCUGCUUACCUGAGCCAGUGAGCUUACAAGAAUGUAGGUCUGUAGCUCAUAACUGGAAAGCAUCCUGCGCCUGACGUAUAAGCUUGGGCAGAACACAUCUCCUUGGGUUUUCUGAGGUGUGUGUGUAUGUGCAAGAUAUGUUGGACCAUUAUCACCAAGGAAGAAGUUCAAAUUCUUCGUUAUUUUUCUCAUAAUUAGUUCCACAGAAGGGGAAGAUGAUUCACUUGAUAGAACUCACUCUCCAUUGCGAAUCUGAAAGCUUUACGUAGAUACUAUUUUCACUUCCCUAUGCCUACGUAACUGCAGUUGCCUCGUGCCUUGGUCUCUGUACUUACUAUUCGGUGGAAACCUAUACAGAGGAAAAAAAUGACGUUAAAAAAUAAAACAUCAUGGAAUAUCUGAAUCUUUU